Messenger RNA from Hevea brasiliensis (rubber tree), 1698 nucleotides. RefSeq names its product transcription factor RAX2. The record is from RefSeq and is a predicted model, not a curated record. The transcript has 3 exons. Bases 445 to 1491 code for a protein of 348 amino acids. NCBI's taxonomy places the organism in Eukaryota, Viridiplantae, Streptophyta, Magnoliopsida, Malpighiales, Euphorbiaceae.
CUAUAGCUGUCAAUUUCAUUUGCUUGUUGAAUUUCUUCUUGAAGGGACUUUGGAUGCCUCUAAGAAAGGAAAAGACUGAGCAAGGCUUUAUGCAGGGUAAACACCAAAAUUGAAACAUGUAAAGUUCUAUUAAUUAGCUUAAUUAGCUCUCUAAUUAAUUAAUUAAUUAAAGCUUUAGGAGUUAACUGAUAGAACAUGUCUAUCAUUUUGACUUGUGCACAUCUCUGAAUAUAUAUAAAAUAAAGUACAAUUAUUAUUUUUUAUUUUAAAACUUUGGAAAUCCCACUAGUCUUUUUUAUAUUAAAAGGCACCAAGCAAACCCCCACCAUAAGUUUAUGCAGAAAGUGAGACCUUUUGGGUUCUUUGUGUAAACUUUUUGGAAGAUAUUCAAGACAAGCGAUCUUGAGAGACUUCUCUUGCCAAGAAAGAGAGGGAGAGAGAGAAAUGGGAAGAGCUCCUUGUUGUGACAAGGCAAAUGUGAAGAAGGGACCUUGGUCACCAGAAGAAGACUCAAAGCUCAAGGAGUACAUAGAAAAAUUUGGGACUGGUGGGAAUUGGAUUGCUCUUCCUCAGAAAGCUGGUUUGAAGAGAUGUGGAAAGAGCUGCAGAUUGAGAUGGCUAAACUAUCUGAGGCCUAACAUUAAACAUGGUGAAUUCUCUGAUGAAGAGGAUAGGAUUAUCUGCACCCUAUUUGCUAGCAUUGGAAGCAGAUGGUCAAUUAUAGCUGCUCAGUUGCCAGGCAGAACUGAUAAUGAUAUCAAGAACUACUGGAACACCAAGCUCAGGAAGAAGCUCAUGGCUAUGGCUUCUCAAUCUCAAAGAAAACCUCUACCAUUCCCAUCUCCUCAUCAUCAUCAAUCUCCACCAUUAUCUUAUCAGUCACUCUUAUCUAUCUACAAUGACUCUUCUGCAGCAUCUUACCCUUGUUGCCCUGCCGCUACUGCUAAACCUUUCAGCCCUGGGUUUGAACCCAUUUCACCAAUCCCAUCAAAUAUUUUAGCCAACAAUAGCAGUACUCUAGCUACAAACCCAUCUUCACUUUUCCAAACCCAAGAGGGUUUGAGUCCUUUGCAAUACCAUCAUCCAGUGAAAGAAAAUAAUAAUACUAAUAAUAAUAAUGGUAGUAAUCUGCUGGUGUUUGGAAGUGAAGCAAGUUGCAGUUCUAAUUCUGAUGGGAGUUGCAGCCAGAUCAGCUAUGGAGGAGGCAGAGAGAUCAAACAAGAAGAUAUGGGAUUUCAAGGCUAUAUCUCAAAUGGGUAUGAAAAGAACCACAAAUUCAUGCUAAGUUAUGGCAACAACAGUGUUAAUGGAAGUGGGAAUUUGAACCAAUGGGCAGAGAAGGCAACUGGGUACUUUGGAGAAACCCCACCAUUGGAGUAUGAUCUUGAGGAUGUGAAGCAAUUGAUUAGCAGCAGUAGUAAUAAUAGCUGUAAUAACAACUUCCUCAUUGAUGAAAACAAGACACAAGAGAAGUUCAUGUACUACUACUGAAAUAUAUAUUGAAUGAUUUUUAUAGCGACUGACUGUAAGUAAAAUCAAGAAAAAAAGAUUUGAUGGGAUAAGGUGGAGAGAUUUCAGAUAAGACUUUGAGUUCCUGGGGUUUUGUGAUGUUUUCUGAUAAAAAAAUAUGAAACAUUUCUUCUUUUGACAGUAUGUGGAUUUUGGAAAAGAAAAAGAAAAUCCUUUUUAGUUUGUGCA